Staurois parvus is the source of this 292-nucleotide messenger RNA. The record is from the annotation of a GenBank genome assembly. NCBI's taxonomy places the organism in Eukaryota, Metazoa, Chordata, Amphibia, Anura, Ranidae.
UGACCAGAGACUGCGGACAGCACAGGGAUGACCAGAGACUGCGGACAGCACAGGGAUGACCAGAGACUGCGGACAGUACAGAUGACUGCUGACCUUUGGGGAGGUGGGGAGCGGGUACCUGAAUUUGACAGGUACCCGCUCUUAUUUCCACAGAGUUCUUGUUUGAUCUUACCUGUUCCUUGAUCCAGCCGUGCGCUGUCUUCCCGGCUUCUCCGGGUACCCAGUGCGCAUGAGCAAGAAGCACUUGCUCUUUGUGAUUGGUCCGGCGGCUUCUGGGAUCUGUCAUGUGUCC